Molecule: messenger RNA, 2592 nt
Organism: Lates calcarifer (barramundi perch)
Lineage: Eukaryota; Metazoa; Chordata; Actinopteri; Centropomidae
Product: FERM domain-containing protein 6-like
Biological process (GO): positive regulation of hippo signaling
Cellular component (GO): cytoskeleton; cytoplasmic side of apical plasma membrane
Source: RefSeq, a predicted model, not a curated record
AUGUUGAAGAACAGAACGGAGGGAGGGCUGACUCUUUUAUUAAGCCCAUGGGAGGACAGGAGGAGGAUAUUUGGAGGACUGAGACGUACAGAAGCUGCUGUGACAAUGAGGACAAAACAGAAGCGACAAGUGUGCGUUCUUCUACCCAACAAGCAGCACCUCGACUGUACCGUCAGGGUGAAAGCCAGAGGCCACGAGGUGCUGAACAGUGUGCUGAAGCAGGUCGGCGUCAGUGAUCUCCAAGUCUUCGGCCUGGCUGUUCUCAGAGAUAAUGAAUAUCUCUUUCUUGAAUUGGGCCAAAAGCUGAGCAAGUACUUUGGCAGAAGAUGGAGCAGAGAUACAAACAAAACUGCCCAGAGGUAUAAGCAAAACCAAAUUUCUGUUCCAUUCAUCAUAUUUCUGAGAGUGCAGUAUUAUGUAGAGCAUGGGCAGCUCAUAUUGAGCAGCAAAGUACAGCAGCUCUACUACACCGAGCUGAGGCAGAAGGUGCUGCUCUCACAGAGCUGCCAUCAGGAAGCUUUGUUCUUCCAGCUGGCAGCCUCUGCGCUUCAAGCUGAGGUGGGAGAUCUGGAGCAGAAAGACGGGGACGAGGAGGAGGGAGAGGAGGGAGGACACAGGCGUUACUUUCUUCCUGAAGAUUACUUCCCCUCCUGGGUGAUAAAGCGUCGUGGACGAGACUACCUGUUCCAGCACGGCCCUGUGUUGCACGGUGAGCUGAGAGGUGUGUCACGUAGCCAAGCUGUCCUGCAGUUUAUAAAAGAGGCCAGCAGCCUGCAGGACGGACCCGUCACCUUCUACAGGAUGAGACUGGAGAAAAAAGAGCUGAGAAGUUCGAUGCUUCUUGGUGUGGCAGUGAAGGGAGUUCAUAUUUAUCAGGGCGUGGAAGGGAAACUGUGUCUAUUGUAUGAUUUUUCCUGGACCGAUAUUGAACGUUUCACUUUCCAGGGCAGCAGGUUUGAAAUCGCCGCAGUGGGCUCUCUGUGCAUCCCUAAGCUGGUGUAUUACACUCAUUCAGCCUUCCACUCCAGACACAUCCUGAAGCACCUCAGUGACAGUCACCGGCAUCACAUCAACACCAGAGAUGCCCACGAGUACAUGCAACAGCUGGAGGACAUGCGGGCCACUCAGUUCUGCAGAGAGGCCUACAUCUGCGACGCAGCGGGCUUAAGACAGAGACUUCAGAGCAGCAGCCUCACAUCCUCCAUGUCUGACUGCAGUGCUGCAGCGGAAACAAACACAGCCUGGUCCAAAGAGGAGGAGGAGGAGGAUGAGGAGGAAGAUGAAGGCUCUGUCAUAGAGUUUGAGCUGCACAUUGACGAACCAGAGGAGGUUUUUGUCGACAACCCAGCUGAGGUGUCCUGGCUGGCUGAGCUGGUCCACGGCGUGUCCGUCGAUGGACCCUUAGUGUUACCCUCCUCGUGGGCAGCUGUCACCAUGGAAAUGAAACAGGUUCUCAGGAGGAGAGCUGAUGAAGGGGUUUCUGUGGACUAAUGUACAGUCAGAGGCGAGAGGGACUCCUCACAUGUUCUGCAGACCCCCUAAUACCACUGCCCUGAUACUCACACUGCUUUUCAAAUCAGCCAUCAUAGACCUGACAAAUUCUGUACCUUAUGCAUACAUUAUACUCAUAACCACUGUAUGGUUUCUGUGCAACACUAGCUCUAACAAAUUCCUUUAACAUCCUGUGUGUAUGUAAUGAUUCACUUUGUUUUUUCAAAAUUAAUUAUGACUUUUUAGAGUCAGCAUUCAGGCCAUGAUUCUUGCUGUCUGGGGACAGGUGAUGGCAAUAUGUUUUUUAAACUUGUUAAUUGGAUUUGUUGUACCCAGCAUCUUAUAUCCCACAAACAAUUAUAAAAAGCUUUUUUUUUUUUUUUAAUCUGAGCUUUAAUUAAAAUUUCACCUUUGAAUUCUGUUUUGUGCAUCGGUUAAUCAUCACUGUGAACAGAUAGCAGUGUUUCAAGGUUGGGAGGAUGGGGAAUGCCUGAUUUGCUCCUCAUUUCUUUCACUUUCUAUUUUCCUCUAUCUCCCUAAUGAGAUGUUACUGCUUGUUGUUGUGUUUUCCCGUUUGUCGUUGUGAUUUGCAUUUCACAGCCACUGUAGAUCACAUGAGACUUAGCAUAGCCCAAUGAGUUUGUUUUUUAACAACUGCUUUUUUGAACAAUGUAAAUACAGCUUAUUUCCGUUCAUCUUAGAAGUCAUUACAUUUAGAUUCAUCAAGUCAUUUACAUAUUUGCAAAACAUAACUAAUUAAUCAUUUUACAAGGAAAUCAUGGAAACUUAUUAAUUCAUUAAUCAGGAAGCUGAGUUUCCCACAUAAUAGCAGCAGUAGCAACACUUGAACCAAUGUUCUGUGGGGUUUAUUUAAUCUUUCCACCAACUACACUGAUGUUCGUGUGGUGCUGAGCUGUCACAUCUUGUGAAUGUGUGUAGAACAGAUUGAUAAACGUGAUCGUUCAGUCAGCCAAUCAGCGAAAGGCUGUGACCCAAACACGGAAGCAGCUCAGACAGCUACGAAAGCAAAAGUUAAGGCUCUUCCCUUAACACAAAAAUGCUGCUAUAAACCUUAUUACAUGUGUAAACAGCUAAAAACAA